Pogonomyrmex barbatus (red harvester ant) is the source of this 5049-nucleotide messenger RNA. RefSeq names its product Amyotrophic lateral sclerosis 2 (gene Als2). Gene Ontology annotation, cellular component: intracellular membrane-bounded organelle; cytoplasm. NCBI's taxonomy places the organism in Eukaryota, Metazoa, Arthropoda, Insecta, Hymenoptera, Formicidae. Gene Ontology annotation, biological process: regulation of GTPase activity; endosomal transport. Gene Ontology annotation, molecular function: guanyl-nucleotide exchange factor activity; small GTPase binding. The record is from RefSeq and is a predicted model, not a curated record.
GAAUUUUGAUAAUUUAUCGAUAUUUAAUUUUUUAGUCCAUCCAAAGAUGUGAACGCAUUUUCACCGGAGUUCGAUCAUCUCUUCAGCAUUUCAAAAAAAACAUAAUGCAAUUUCCACACGAAGGUUCAACGUUCAGUGGUUCCUCCCACCCAGUCUACUGUCACGUCUAACAGCUGAUAUCAGUACUGACCGGAUGUUAAUCACAGUAAAAGGAUCAUCCGUUCAAUUAUGCCGCCGUGUGAAUCCACCGUGGUGCGUUUACGGAAGUGUCUAACGGGGGAGACGUUAUUACAGAUAAUAUGACGAAAGAGAGGCGUCACUUGCCGGCGGCCGCACUUAGAUUUAUAGAAAGGCCCUCGUACAGGUUAUGCGAACCACUUUAUCUGUCAGGUCACGUACAGCACGAUGGAUAGGCACAUGUAUCUAUGGAGAGGCGCCGACAGAUUGUCCUUUACGUUCGGCGACAAACCAAACGGCGUUAUUUGCAAACUCGCCACCGUCAAGAAUCACAUCUUCGCGGCGACGACCACCAGCAAUCUCUACUACGGGGAAGUGUCGCCACGCGAGGACGCCUGCCCCGCGCUCGUUUUCAAAAGGGCCCAACUCGAUGUCGUCGAUCUAGCAUCCAAUUCCGAACAUCUGUUCGUCGUCAAUACGAACGGGCAUGUUUUGAAAGUAAAUCCUCAGGACAUGAGUGUCGUAGACACCAUCAUUCUCAAGGAGGAAAUAAAAUACUGUAGCCAUGGAUACAAGGAAGAAAAUGAAGUAGUGAAGGUGAAAUUUAUAGCAAUUAAUGACAAUGCAGCAUUGUUCGUUACUGACAGUGGACAGCUGUGGGCUAGUGGUAAUCAACCACAGAUAGACAUAAGUAGUACAGAACCAAAAAAGGUUAAAUUUUUUGAAGGGAGAACAGUGUCUGAAAUUGCAUGUGGUUCUAAUUUCAAUGUGGCUGCUGUGAGAAAGACCACCAAGCUUAUGAAGGAUGAUACGGAUAGCGAAAACGAGUUGGAAGAAGAGAUUUUUGUUAAUUCUUGCCCACAAUGUCUUAACAACAUUAUGUUAAGUCCUGGAAGUGUAACAUCGUCAGACACGUGUCUCACCGGUCUUCACGCGCAGCAAUUCAGUGAAGAUCGUUCGACGAAUUCCAUCAGUGCUCUAUCCACUGCCAGUAAGGAGCAUGUUUCUCUAUCGGAAAUAGAUAAGAAGGGACAAUCAUCUGAUAUUGUUGAAAAUGGUGAAGAAUGUCUGAAUAAUCUAACAGAUUCUGACAAAGAUGAAAAAAGAAACGUUAUAUUUAUAAACACAGAGACCGCUCGACAAUUUCUAACCAGGCAAUUAUCCUGGGUUUCUUCUUAUGGAAGUGCGAAAGAAGAUAUUCCUAUGGAAAGUGUCGAUCGAUCUACAAGAUUGAUAAAGCAAAAUGUUUCGAACAUGGCUAAUUUAGUAUAUGAGGGUGUUAAAAAUGUAGGAGGCAAAGUAGUAACUUUAUCGAGACAUAUGAGCGGUAGUUCUGAUAUUAACGAAUGUAAAGCUGAUAGUAAUGAAAACUUAGAAGAACAAGGAGAUACUUAUACAAAGCCUACUGUAACCAGUCUGGCACUCAGUUUACGCUGCGAAGAAUUUCCUUGGUCUUCGAGUACUGGUUCCUCUGAGCAUGAAUUAUCCCAACAAGGUUUGAAUGAAAGAAUUAAUGCAUUGUCUCGUACUGGCAGCAAUAUAUUGGCAACAGAGGUCUGGACAUGGGGUGAUGUACAAUAUGGACAAUUGGGAACGGGAGAUAUUAUUAAACGACCAAGGCCAGUAUUAGUAAUGAAGCUUAGUCAUACUGGUAUUAGAAAGAUAUCUUGCGGUGCCUUCCAUGUACUCGCUUUAACACUGGAUGGCAGAGUAUUUGCUUGGGGUCGUAAUAAUUUUAAACAAGUCACCUUGCACACUAUGGUAGAUCAAAGCGCUCCUCAGCUGUUUACCACAAAAUUAUCUUCCAAUGAAAGAGCUAUUGAUAUGGCAGCUGGUAGUUUCCAUAGUUUAGUAAUGAUGCAUCAUGGUUUAUACUUUAUGGGACAAUCGAGUAAAGUUGGAGAUAUGUUUCAACUUGACAUACAAAAUAAAGAUGAAUCAAACAGUCCGAGAGGGAUUUUCAGUUCUGGGCAAUACAGUUGUUGUUCUGUGAUAAAUGAGCCGGCAGUGAACGUAUCAGAGGAUUUGAUAAACGACCAGAUUUUUCUGGAAGAAAUGUUGACGGUUUAUCAAAAUCUCAUUAAGCCGUUUCAAAAAAAGAGUGGUGUAACUCAGGAAGCCAAUGUAUAUGAAACAUUAUGUCGUUGUUAUGCGGAGCUGAUGCACUUUAGCGUUUUAAAUGUCAUAAGUUUGUGGGAUUAUUUUAAUCAUGUUGGAGAAGCAUAUGAAGUCACAAUUGUUGCCAAUAUAGAAGAAUUUACUACAGUGUAUAAAUACUAUCUGAAUGCUGUUUGCGAUGUUAUAUCUCUUGGUGGUUUUACACAUAUUGCAAAAGUCAUGGAAGUGCCACAAGUAGUAACAAAUUUGUUUGUACAUAAUUUAAAAAGUAGUGAUUUAAAAAAGCAUAGCAAUGAAAUUGUUAUAACAAUGGCAUUACAACAUCCCUUAUGUAAAUUAAAUAGAUACAAGAAUAUGAUUCAUAGUUUAAUAAAAAGUAAUGGCACAAAGAUGGGUGUUGAGCGAUUACAAGAAGCUCUUAUAAAAUGGGAGCAAGUACACGAUGAACAAGAUAAACGUCAGAAAGAAGCAGAAACUACAAAAUUAUUUUGGGAAAGUUCUGGAAAGCUAGGAGAAUCAUUAAGAUCUCCCAAUAGAAGGCUCAUUCGAGAGUCAAGAGCAUACCCACUGUCGAUACUUAAUUCUGGUAGAUUUUCAUCACAUUGGUUUAUUUUAUUAACUGAUAUUUUCAUACAUGUCACUGGAACUGCGCAUACGAUUCAUCCGCUUCAAACAUUAUGGGUAGAACCUUUACCAGAUUCCGAAAGUGUACAGAAUGCUAUUUCGAUUAUCGCACCAGAGGAUAAUUUUGUAUUAUACACUCCUACUCCUUCCGAACGCAAUGAGUGGUUACAUGCCUUGCAAAAUACUAUAAAGUGCAGUUUACAAAGAGUAAUUGGAAAUGUACCUCCAUUAGCACGAUCAAGUUCGUUCUCUUUCGUGAAACAUAAUGUUUUUAAAGAUGCAAAAUAUACUGGACGAUGGUUAAAUGGUAAACCACAUGGCUCUGGGAAAUUAGAAUGGUCCGAUGGUCGUACAUACGUAGGCCAGUUUCAUAAGGGUGUCAUUCAUGGUACUGGAAAAAUGGAAAUUCCAAUGCAAGGUGUAUAUGAAGGCCAGUGGAAAGACGGUCAACAAAAUGGAUAUGGAACAAUGAAAUAUGUCAAUGGAGAUUUUUACGAAGGAUACUUUAAAGAUGGAUUACCUCAUGGUCACGGUGUCAAAAAAGAAGGUCACUUUAUGGCGUCAGUUGCAUCUGUUUACAUUGGAGAAUGGGCUGCUGGUGUUAAACAAGGUUACGGUAUAAUGGACGAUAUUAUGACAGGUGAAAAAUAUCUUGGGUCGUGGAGUAAUAGUAUGAAACAUGGUAAUGGUUUAAUUGUGACACUUGAUGGUAUUUAUUAUGAAGGUGUUUUUACACAAGAUGUCCUAACGGGUCAUGGAGUAAUGGUAUUUGAAGAUGGCACACAUUAUGAAGGUGAAUUCAAGUCUGCAGGAAUAUUCUGUGGAAAAGGUACAUUAACAUUCCGAAGUGGUGAUAGAUUAGAAGGCAACAUGAAUGGUGCAUGGAAUGAAGGUUUCAAAGUUAUUGCUACAUUGCAUAUGAAAGCUAGUGGAACUGCGCAAUCUAAUUCAAAACCAGCAUCUUUUGGAAAACUAUGUGUACCUCCAGAUCAAAAAUGGAAAGCGAUAUUUAAACAAUGCUAUCAACAACUUGGUGUAUCUGAACCAGUUACCAAAAAUUUCAGUUACAGUGAAAAAUCUAUGGAAACGCAAAAAAUAUGGCAAAAUGUUGCUAGUAUAAUAACAAAAUCUCAUCAAAAAACGUUGCAACGAAAAAAAUUAUCCGCUAAUACUUCGAAUACAAAAGACAGAAAUAACGAAACUAUCGAUCAAUUAGACAAGAUACCGGGUUUUGGACGAGACAAGCUCACCAUUCAGACUUACAACGAAAUUCAUAAAUAUUUAAUAAAAGCUUUUGAAAGCCCACAUCAUCCAUUGGGCGCUCUUUUGACGGAAAUAGCCACGGUAUAUACAGCUACUUAUGGUGGCGUAAGAGUACAUCCGUUAUUACUUAGCCAUGCAGUGUCCGAGCUUCACAGUGUUACAACAAGGAUAUAUGAAAUUGUACUUCUCUUAUUCCCAGCUUUACCACGUUGUGGCAAAGAAUAUGUUCUUGAAACUGAUAGUGAAGAAGAGCAAGUCAUAAGCGCUGCUGCGAUACUUCACCCGAUAUUACUGCCACGUGUACAUUCUGCACUUUUUGUAUUAUAUGCCUUACAUAAUAAAAAGGAGGAUGAUGCAUAUUGGGAGAGACUAAUGAAAUGGAAUAAGCAACCUGAUAUAACUCUCAUGGCUUUCCUUGAAAUUGAUCAGAAAUUUUGGAAGACUACAAAUGUAAUAAAUAUUACAGAUAAUUCAUUACCGUAUCAGCAUGAACCUUAUUUUAGUGAGGCUAUAGAAACUUUACAGCAACUUAAAACAACUUUUUCCCCUUUAGAAAAGUUGUUAGUAGUCAGAAAUACAUUUGAACAAAUGACACAAGCAGUACAAAAAGAAUUAGGAUCUACAUAUUUAUGGACGAUGGAUGAACUGUUUCCAGUAUUCAGUUUUGUUGUAGUACGUGCUAGUGUAUUACAAUUAGGAAGUGAAAUACAUUUUAUCGAGGACUUCAUGGAACCCUACUUGCAAAAUGGAGAACUUGGUAUUAUGUUCACUACUCUCAAGGCAUGUUAUUAUCAGAUAUUACAAGAAAAAACAAAUAUGGGCGAUUAAAGACGCAAAUGUUUUCACAAAUAUAGUGGUACACUGAAA